AUGGCACCAGGAGUUGUUCAGAAUCCUGACACUAUAAUCAACAAUUCCCUUGAUGCCAUCGCUACAAGUCACAAUGGGGACCUCAUCAGUGAAUUCCUGGCAACAGAAUCUAUAAAGUCAUGCCCCAUUGAUCAUAUUAAUGGUAGUACCAACUUAAAUGGCCAGAAUGGUACAGAAAUUAAUACAAUCAAGAAAACCGAAGUGAAAAAAGUCCGGAAGGUAAUAAGGCCUAAAGUACUGAAGAACAUGGAGUCCAUGGAAUACCUCUAUGAUCGUUUAUAUGAAACUGAGUGCCCUAGAAUUCCAACAUUAUGCAACGAAAAGUCAUGCUUGGGCAGCGUUAUGGCUAUCCCAGGUCGGGGAGAUGUUCCACGAGAACAGGAGGAAGUCCUCAACGACGCAAAGGAUUUCUUAGGACAAUACUUCGCUUCGAUCAGGAGAGCCAACACCCCAGCUCAUGAGGCUCGCUGGGUUGCAGUGCAGGAGGAAGUGGCGAAAACGGGCACAUAUCAAUUGACCACCACAGAGCUGGUGUUCGGGGCUAAGUUGGCCUGGAGAAAUGCCAGCCGCUGUAUAGGAAGAAUACAAUGGUCUAAGUUACAGGUUUUCGACUGCAGACAAGUUACUACUACAAGUGGUAUGUUCGAAGCUCUUUGCAAUCAUAUCAAGUACAGCACAAAUAAAGGAAAUAUCAGAUCAGCGAUUACUGUGUUCCCUCAGCGUACUGAUGGAAUGCAUGACUAUAGAAUAUGGAAUAGUCAGUUGAUCAGCUAUGCAGGAUACAGGCAACCUGAUGGCACAGUCCUCGGUGACCCCAUGCACUGCGAGUUUACAGAGUUGUGCUUGAAACUUGGCUGGAAAUCACCGCGCACUGCUUGGGAUAUUCUGCCAUUGGUUCUGUCCGCCAACGGGAAGGACCCGGACUACUUCGAGAUCCCCAGAGAACUCGUCAUGGAGAUACAUAUGACUCAUCCAACGUACGAAUGGUUUGAAGAGUUGGAACUGCGUUGGUACGCUUUGCCGGCUGUUUCUAGUAUGAGGUUCGAUUGUGGCGGAAUAGAAUUCACCGGUAAUGCAUUCAACGGUUGGUACAUGAGCACCGAAAUCGGUUGUCGUAACUUUUGUGAUACCAACAGAUUGAAUAUGUUGGAGAAAGUGGCUCAAAAGAUGGGCCUCGAUACAAGGACACCAGUGAACCUUUGGAAAGACAAAGCUCUUGUUGAGGUGAAUGUUGCCGUACUGCACAGCUUCCAACAACAAAACGCGACUAUAGUAGACCACCACACCGCUUCUGAGAGCUUCAUCAAACAUCUUGAUAACGAGAAUCGACUCAGGUCUGGAUGUCCCGCUGAUUGGAUAUGGAUAACACCACCAAUGUCUUCAUCCAUCACUCCCGUGUUUCACCAGGAGAUGGCUUUGUAUUAUUUAAGACCAGCUUAUGAAUACCAGGAGCCAGCAUGGAAGACGCAUCAAUGGCAGAAAUCUAAGCCAAUCACAGGCAAGAGGCCCAUAAAUAGAAAGUUCCACUUCAAGCAAAUAGCCCGCGCUGUGAAAUUCACAUCAAAGCUCUUCGGUCGAGCCCUCUCGAAGAGAAUUAAGGCGACUGUGUUAUACGCAACUGAAACUGGCAAAUCGGAACAAUACGCUAAGGAAUUAGGGGUCAUAUUUGGACACGCUUUCAAUGCUCAGGUUCAUUGCAUGGCAGACUAUGAUAUAACAUCGAUAGAACAUGAGGCUCUUCUUUUAGUUGUGACAUCCACUUUUGGAAACGGGGAUCCACCAGAAAAUGGUGUUGCAUUCGGAGAACAUCUCUGCGAAAUUCUAUGUGCUGAUCAAGUUGGAGAUGAAUUAACUGGGAAUCAAAUGCUAACUCCAAAGUCUUUCAUAAAGGCGAACAGCCAAAUAGAAAUGCAGCGAUAUGCCGCCAGCAAUCCGAAGUUAAACAGACUAGAGUCUCUGAAAGGAAGCGCAACAGACGCAACAUCCAUUGAUAGUUUCGGUCCUCUUAGCAACGUUAGAUUUGCCGUAUUCGCACUAGGGUCCAGCGCUUAUCCGAAUUUCUGUAAUUUCGGAAAAUAUGUAGAUAAAUUACUUGGAGAACUCGGUGGAGAGCGGAUUCAUGACGUGGCUACUGGCGAUGAGAUGUGUGGCCAGGAUCAAGCUUUCAGAAAAUGGGCAUCAAGCGUAUUCAAUGUUGCAUGUGAGACGUUCUGUUUGGAUGACGACGAGACACUUCAAGAGGCAAAGAGGGCUUUAGGUACAGUUGCUCUUAGUGAAGAAACAGUUAGAUUCUCUAGAACCGGUGGCGGUAAGCCCCCUUCCCUACCAGCGGCUCUGCAGUCAGCUCUCAAUAAACAAUUCGUGACUUGCAUAGUGAAGGCAAACAAAGACUUAGGCGACGCUUCCGCAGAGAGGUCCACGAUUUUCAUUGACUUGGAACCCAAGAGUGAAAUUAAGUAUGACCCAGGAGAUCACGUAGGAAUAGUUGCUUGUAACCGCAAGGAAUUGGUGGAUAGUUUACUUGCUCGCCUUAAAGAUGUUGAUGAUUAUGAUGAGCCACUUCAGGUGCAACUUAUGAAAGAAACUCACACUUCAAGCGGACCGGUAAAAUCCUGGGAGCCACAUGAAAGAUUACCAAUUUUGAGUGUGCGGGACUUAUUUACGAGAUUUUUGGACAUCACCACACCACCUACCACUAUCCUGCUUCAAUAUUUGGCAACCACUUGUGAAAACGAAGAAGAGAAAAAGCAACUGAACAUUUUGGCUACGGAACCUGGGGCUUAUGAGGAUUGGCGCCACUUCCAUUUUCCGACUCUGCCAGAGGUUCUUCAACAGUUUGCUUCGGCCAGGCCUAGUGCUUCACUUCUCGCUGCACUGCUUUCUCCACUGCAGCCAAGAUUCUACUCAAUAUCAUCAUCACCUAUUGCUCACCCAAAACGACUGCAUUUAACCGUUGCCGUGGUCACUUAUAGGACACAAGAUGGUGAAGGUCCAGUCCAUUACGGUGUUUGCUCAAAUUAUCUGAUGGAUCGUAAACCAGGCGACGAAGUGUAUUUGUUUAUCAGAAGUGCGCCAAAUUUCCAUCUGCCUCAAGAUCUAUCGGUACCUCUAAUACUAAUAGGCCCUGGAACAGGCAUUGCUCCGUUCCGAGGUUUUUGGCAUCAUCGCCGAGCAUUACUCAACUCUCGCUCACGAUCAACUGCCGGCCCAGUUUGGUUGUUCUUUGGCUGUCGAACAAAGACUAUGGAUUUGUAUCGAGAGGAGAAGGAACAGGCUCUAAAAGAAGGUGUCCUAUCGAAAGUAUUCCUUGCCCUUUCAAGAGAGAAAAGCGUUCCAAAGAUGUAUGUUCAAGAAGUAGCAGAGAAAGAAGGAAGAGAAAUUCACGAUUUAUUGGUUAAUCGCGGUGCUCAUUUCUAUGUAUGCGGUGAUUGUAAGAUGGCGGAAGAUGUUCAUCAGAAGUUAAAAGGGAUCAUCAAGAAACAUGGAAAUAUGACAGAUGAACAAGUACAGAGUUUCAUGUUUGUAUUAAAGGAGGAGAAUCGUUACCAUGAGGACAUAUUCGGCAUCACACUUCGUACAGCAGAAGUACACAAUGCGUCACGUGAAUCAGCACGCCGCAACCGCGUUGCCGCUCAGCCAUGA
This is a messenger RNA of Diatraea saccharalis (sugarcane borer), 3642 nucleotides long. NCBI's taxonomy places the organism in Eukaryota, Metazoa, Arthropoda, Insecta, Lepidoptera, Crambidae. The record is from the annotation of a GenBank genome assembly.